AUGUCGUCGUCGUCCUCCCAAUUCCUCAAUUUUCUGAGUUGGGUCAGUUUUUUUUUUCAACCGUAUGAGGCUCUUCAAUAACGUAGUUCUGAAUUUAAAAAAUAAAAAAAGUUUUUUUGUUUUUUUAAAAAGCCGAUUUUUUGUUUUGCCAGUGUAUUAAAAUUAACUAUUCGAUUCUUUUUGAAAAAAAGCAAACAUUUUUCAUGUAUCACUCGCCUUUUUUUCGAUUGGAAACUGAUCCUUUUUUUGGAAUUGAAAAAUUCCAGCAUUUCCUGUUUGUUUUUUUCUGAGUCUAUUUUUUUAAUUAAAAUUAAUCAUCAUUAUUAAACCUCUCUCUGGAAGUCCCAGGCAUCCACGAUAAUCUCAAAACUAUCAUCUUUCUAUAUGUGACUCUUUAAGAUGAUCCCUUUUAGCUCAGAAACCUUUGAAUAAAAUAAAAAAGUCUUUCUCACCGAUUGAACAGAGAUAUUUUUAAAGCGAGCUUGAAAAAAAUUCCUAUUUAACUCUGAAUUUUAGCGCAACCGAUACACGCGACUGGUUAUUGGAGUAGUCGCCAUCAGCGCUCUUGUCUACAUUUUUUUGAUAAAUAACAUCCAAGAAAAUGGAUUUGAGCUCGAUUCAAAAGCGAAGGUGAUCAUGAAAUACUGGGGAAUCAUAACUUUCUUUACGAUUCAGGGUCAUGGAGAUCUGGAGCUUUCCCAAGUAACCAAAGACACAAUAUACGUUCGUAAAGUGUUUAAAGACUGGCAAACUUGUAUUCAAAAAACUGCUGACUAUUCUGAAUUCAAAAAGGUAAGACUUAUAAUGUCGUUGAAAAUAAAAUAUGUUUUUUGCAGUUUUGGGAUUCAUUCUCUAUAACUCUUGAGAAGUGCAAAAACAAUACGGAAGCACGGCUGGUCGAGUUGGUUCCUGUGAAAAACUUGGACGAGAUAAAGCAUUACAUUUUUUCGCCGAAGGUUUAAAGUUUUUUUUUUGUGGAAGGACAAAAUUGAAUUAUGGCUUUUUCACGCCUAGUGUUCCAAAUAUCAAUUGGAUUACUCCCACACUUCUGCAUUAUACUCCAAGCAGCUCAGCAGCUUGAUUUUUGAAAAACCAAAAUUUCCCUUUUAGCGACGAAAAGGGUGAAAAAAUAUGAAUGUGGUGAGAAACUGAGUAUUAAAUGACGUUACAAGCUUUUUUUAUCCAAAUAAGUUAAUCUUAGGAAGAAAAAUCUGUCGUUGUCACUCUCGGAAUCGGGGCGGAUGUAGAAGCUGAAAAAUGGAUCAAAUCCAAGCUCCCUGCGGUAAAUCCUCAUUUCAAACUGAUAUUUCAGUUGAUUUUCAGGACUCUGAAUUCUUUGGGGCAGACCCUAUCGUCUCACCCAACUCCGAUUUGUUCUCACCAAUCGGAAUUUUCUUCCCAAUUGCUGUCGGCAAAGACACCGGACUUUUACAGUCCAAUGUCCGGCUCGAUGAUGGUUAAUGAGUACUCGGAAUUCUCACAUAUAAGGUUUUCAGGAAACUACAAAAUGACGACCAUGGCAAACAUUGACGUCAUCACUUUCUUCACCAAACUCAUGAAUCGGACCUUGAUCGACCACCUUUUCUUGGACAACGAAGGUCCUGAGUACGAUCUGCUCCCGAUGAUGGCAAAAAACGCCGAGUUCGAUGCUCACAACAUCGUUAUUUGUCACAUGAAUGUCGAGGUGAUCUUUCCAAGCUUUCUGGUGUCUGCAGUCCUUCAUGACGCAUAUCAAAGCAAAACACAUACUUUUACUAAGAAUUGAAGCUCAUUAUUUGCUGAGAAUCAACGGAGCGUACGAAAUAACGUCUCCAAGGAAACGGAAUCAUUUGUCAGCAUGGAAAAUUAACACUUUAAACAGAUGAUGAAAUUCACAAAGCUUUUCGAUUUUUUUCGAAGGCGAGCACAUCUUAUGCGGUUGAAAAGAAGAAUUGACUGAGAAACGAAAACCUGAAAAGUUCAAACUUUUUUCAAUCUGCAGGAGAGUAGCUGAGUUCUUUAUUUGGAAAAACAGACACAAAAUCAAAAGAAGUGAGAGGAAAAAACACGAUUUGAAAAAAUCCCCGGAAAACUACUGUUUUUUAGAAGAAUAUUGAUUUUUCUUUUUUGGAAUGAAAUGGUUAGAUUAAUUUCAAGUGAUAAAAAAAUUGGCAGAAAUAAGAAAACUAUCUCUUUUCGAUCAUUACCCUGUUCUUGCUCCAAACUUAAAAAUCACUCGAAAAAUGUGACAGUCAAUGUAAAUAUACAAAAAAAGAGAUUUUUUUGGAGUUCCAAAUUCAAAAAGCAGUCGAAUUUUCAAAACCUUUAAUUUGACCGUUGCUGGAUUCUGAAAAAAUGAAUCCUUGAAACUUUCGCGAAUCUCAAUUUUUUUAAAUCGGAGUUGGAAUAAAGUCUCAAAGUCAAAAUAAAAACUUGCUUUCAGAUCCACCACGCUCCGGUGGGCUCAGAUAAAGCAGAAAAGUUCGUGAGAAUGAUGAAACAGAUUUUCGCCGACGGCCGUUACGUGCCAAUCAGAGCCGUGAAUGCCCUCCAUCAACGAACUUUCUUCAUCAACGUCGACCAUCCUUACUGUAUCAAUAAGUAUCUCACCCAAUUCUUCCCUGUUCAAAAGCAACUCUGA
This is a messenger RNA of Caenorhabditis auriculariae, 2620 nucleotides long. The record is from the annotation of a GenBank genome assembly. NCBI's taxonomy places the organism in Eukaryota, Metazoa, Nematoda, Chromadorea, Rhabditida, Rhabditidae.